Messenger RNA from Amoebophrya sp. A120, 1268 nucleotides. The record is from the annotation of a GenBank genome assembly. Lineage: Eukaryota; Dinophyceae; Syndiniales; Amoebophryaceae.
CACCAGACCAGCCUCUGUACACAUUAGUACUGCGCGUGAUACGGUAACGUUUACGGAAAAACAAAGAGUAAAAAGAGACACAUGAUUAUCCAAGGAAAAAACUGUGUUAGUGUAACUUUCUUGGAGGAAUAGCAUCACAAGUUUGCUCUGCAUGACAGAGAGAGCCUGUCAUGUGCGGCUAUUACGUGAAAACACGUACGGAAAGAGCCUCUGACGCAUGUCCAGCAUGACAAGUGUAACUGUUUUGCAUUUUCUGCAUCACAGGCUUACACUUACACAGUUUUUUUCUUGCAUAAUGAUUUGGCGAAGAGCUGCAAGACGGGCGUUCAUCGUUGGCUACUUCUCUAGCCUGGCUUUGGGAACAGGGGUCGUUUGGCAUGGUGGUUGCUCAGUUUGAGUUUUGGAUUUCCCUUGGGGGGGCGGCUUUCUAGCAAGGGUAGCCUGGUUCGCUUUGGGUCGACAGCAGUAUUUUCAGACGAUAAGACAUCCUUCCUCGCCUUCCGAAAGGAAUUUUUCCUCCCUAGCGAUUAGACGGGCCUUGGCCGUAAUUUCGGGGAAUGGCGCAAACGUCCGUGGUCAGCGUGGGUGAGUCUUCCAGCAGCGGCGGUCUGCUCGUUGGGGUUCGAUGGGAGUUUGCCGGGCCUGCAGUGGCUGGGUUUGUUUUUUCGGGCCGCUUGCUAUUUGCCCAGCGAGCCAGAGGCUGGGGGCACACUGGAGGUGCGCGUCUAUUCGGUUUGGUUAACCGGGCAGCGCAAGGAGUUUGGCUGUCUGCGUGCCACAGGGGAGCUGCUUUUUGGAAGUUUCGGGCGGUCCGCUUGUCCCGAGGAGGGCGUCUAGGCUAGGAUAGCUAGCGGCAGCGGACGAGAUGGCUGUUUUCCUCCCGUUAGUUUGUUUGCUUUGCCACUCUCGGAUCGCAGAGACCUGGGUGCCACAGUGGGAAGCUAGCUCGGUGCUUUGCUGCUCUAGCUGCGCUAGCGCAGUGGUUUGUUACUCCUCUGGGGAAAUGCUGCUCCUGUUCUGAUGUGAUCCGCCCUGUGCAGCUGACCACAUAUCGCCUGAGUCUGGCCGCUCACGUCGUGCCGGUUCGUCCGGACAGACGUGUUUGUGGUGGAGUGGGCCGUUCCCCGCUACGGAAGCUAGGCACGGCCUGCUUGACCCAGUCCCAGCCCCAAUAGGCGCGGCCCAACGGGCCGCUUGGGUGUGUGCUCUGGAUAACACUCGGAAGGAACGCAACGAAAAAGAGACACAUGAUUUGGCGAAGAGCUGCA